Messenger RNA from Cryptomeria japonica (Japanese cedar), 597 nucleotides. RefSeq names its product S-locus-specific glycoprotein S6-like. Lineage: Eukaryota; Viridiplantae; Streptophyta; Pinopsida; Cupressales; Cupressaceae. The transcript has a single exon. The coding region runs from base 1 to 597 and encodes 198 amino acids. The record is from RefSeq and is a predicted model, not a curated record.
AUGGCCACAAAUAGUCUGUCUGCGUGGUAUUUCUUCCUUUCAGUUCUCUAUAUGCUUACUCUACCUUACAAUUGUCAUCCCCUUACAGUUGGUGGAGACAGCAUCGCUUUGGGAGCUUCUCUCACUGGAAAUCAGAGCAUAGUUUCAAAGAACGGCACCUUCGAAUUGGGAUUCUUUUGUCCAAACGGAACAAAUAACUGGUACAUCGGCAUCUGGUAUGCCCAAAUGUCUAACAAGACUAUCGUUUGGGUGGCUAAUAGAGAGACUCCCAUCAGAAACAAGCCAGGCGUUUUGAAUCUAACAACUGAUGGCUAUCUCAAACUGUAUGAUUCAGAUGGGCGAUCAAUAUGGUCAACAAGAAAGAACCAGAAAGCUAUAGCCUCCAAAGCUAUGAUAUUGGAUUCUGGUAGUUUUGUUAUGUUGGGCGCAAACAACAUUUCUGAAAUUGUGUGGGAGAGUUUCUUGUAUCCAGCAGACACAUGGUUGUCGGGAAUGAAGAUGUGGAAAGGCAUGAAGCUAACAUCUUGGAAGAGUUCGUUGGAUCCAGCACCUGGGCCCUUCUCUUUAGAAAUGGAUCCAGCCCCAAGCAAGACGUAG